Messenger RNA from Eurytemora carolleeae, 1314 nucleotides. RefSeq lists its product as uncharacterized. The record is from RefSeq and is a predicted model, not a curated record. The coding region runs from base 135 to 1151 and encodes 338 amino acids. The transcript has 5 exons. Lineage: Eukaryota; Metazoa; Arthropoda; Copepoda; Calanoida; Temoridae.
CCGUAACAUUUCAGUCGUCGCCUGGUUCUCCAGGGGGUAGGAUGUACACUCGGAUUUCAGGGCGCAACGAGAUAUUUCGACUGUGAAUUGCUCGGCACCCUAAACUAUGAAUAAAAGUUAAGAUUAGGUAGAAGAUGAAGAUAACAUAUUUAAUUUUCAUCACUCUCCUGUCCUUUUCGAGGGGAGGGGAUCUUCGUUUCAGCGAGGGAGUAAGGGGAGGAGUUGGUCGACUAAACGAGGGGUUGAGGGGAGAAGUUGGUCAACUGAACGAGGGAGAUGGAGGAAAAGUUGGUCAACUGAACGAGGGAGUGAGGGGAGUUUAUGAUGAGCUGAACGGGGGAGUGAGGGGAGUUUAUGAUGAGCUGAACGAGGGAGUGAGGGGAGUAUAUGAUGAGCUGAACGAGGUUGAUGAUGUAUGUGAUGAGGAGGAAUGUGUGGAGGAAGAGGAGGAGGAGUGCGGACUCUGCCACUCUAUCUAUAUGAGGGAGUGUGAUAUUAAGAUGGAGUAUAAAUACACUCCAGUCAAGGUAGAGGAGUGUCGUGAGACGACCUGCAGUAAGCUAGGGUACACUAGAACUUGUACAACUAAGCACUACACAGAGUGCUCUACAGAUGUACAGUACAACGAGAUGGAAGAGGAUCAUCCUGUUUGUAAUAUAGAGAAACAGGAGCGAUGUACAGAGUACGGAUGCCGGAAGGUUCCAGUAAUGAAGUGCAGGAUAGAGAAGAGGAAGGUUAGGAAGGGUAAACCCUCCACCUCCUGCAGGAGGAUCCCCAGGCAGGAGUGCAGGAAGGAGAAGUGUGAGAGAAGGAAGUGCUAUGAAAGGGUGAAGAUGCAGAAGGACGUUUACCCGCGUGAGGAGUGUGGAUACAAGGAGAGACGAGUGUGUCAUCAUACAGAGAAUCAGAACUGCAGGAUCAUUAAGAGGACACACUGUAAACCAUCAUCUAAACCUUGCAGACAAACAAACAGUGGAACAGACACACUUGGGUUUCCUGACACACUAACACUCAACUCUGCAGACGAACAAACACUAAAUUCAGUGGACGUACACACAUCAAGCUUUGAACAAUAUACACCAAGUUAUGCAGCCCAAACCUCUAAACCUAAACCUAAUCCUAUUUUUAAACCGUUUGCUUCUACCCCCUGAACCUACCAGGUUUACUAUAAAAAUAUAUAAAAAUGUAACACUUAGAAUCCAAAAAAGAAGAAAAGAAGUUACCCUGCAACACUCUUCACAACAUUGCUUAUUCUAAUUAACAGAUAUACUAUACAAUUUGCGUUUUUAAGCAAAAAAUAAAAUUUUAUUUGAA